ACUAUAUCCAGUUGAGAAGAUAGACCUACCUUACAUUUCACACCGUUAAGUUCCAAGUGUAGAAACCAUGAAGGGACUAUUCACCCUCCUUUUCGCGGUGGCAACUGUCGCUGCUCCCGCAAAACACCAUGCGGUCCCCGCCACCAGCUCUUCAGCUAAUUCCGAGCCACCGAGAUUGGCUCAGUACGCUCCGACCAAAUACGUCAAUAUCAGCGACGGCACCCAGAUUGCCUACCGACGCUUCGGCAAAGCAAGCGAGUUCCCGUUGCUCUACCUCAACCACCUGCGCCAGAGCAUGGACGUCAUUGACCCGUUGCUGAUGAACCACAUUGCCGAAAACCGGGACGUCAUCGUAUUCGACAACCUGGGGGUUGGCCACAGCCAGGGCGAAGUCCCGGCCUCGCUGGAAGUAAUGGGCGUAGUGGCCGUGGAACUCCUUGCAGCCCUGUCCGUUCCCAAAGUCGACAUUCUCGGCUUCUCCAUGGGCGGUGCAAUUGCCCAGUACAUCGGCAUGGAGUAUCCCCACGUGGUCCACAAACUUGUCUUGGCCGGAACGCAAUCUGCCGUUGGACCAGGCGUCCAAUUCCCUGAUCCUUCAAUCUUCGCUCUCGCGGCGGGCAACGGGUCCCAGCCGACCGAGGAGGCGAUGCUGACGCUGUUCUUCAGCGCCACGGAGACGAGUCUGGCGCUUGGCCACGCGUGGUGGAGACGGCUCUCGCAGCGCAAUGUCAAGGGCGAGGACAGGAUCGCGUUCGUCGAGGGCGCGGGAAUCAACGCGCAAUUAACUGCCAUCUCCGCGUUCGCCUCGAACGCUACAUACUUCGACCGCCUGCAGGAGGUUUCGGCAACAACCUUGGUGACCAACGGCGCAAACGAUGUCAUGGCCCCGACGGUAGACAGCUACAUUUUGCAGCAGCAGUUGCCCCGCGCUGAGCUGCACAUCUACCCGGACUCGGGCCAUGGGCACCUGUUCCAGUUCCCGGAGCUCUAUGCGAGGAAUCUGGAGACCUUCCUGGAGAACUAG
Messenger RNA from Boeremia exigua, 1024 nucleotides. RefSeq names its product Alpha/Beta hydrolase protein. The transcript is spliced from 2 exons. Lineage: Eukaryota; Fungi; Ascomycota; Dothideomycetes; Pleosporales; Didymellaceae. The record is from RefSeq and is a predicted model, not a curated record. Bases 68 to 1024 code for a protein of 318 amino acids.